UUCGGCCAUUGCCAAAUCUUUCACGUUGCACUCAUAGCACCGCGAAACAGUUUUCUCUAUAUCGACUCAACAGUAACUAUUCAAAAUGGGAUCAGACACUGUCAAACCACCCAAUGCAUUCAGUUUGUUUCUGUGGAAUCCUAAUACCAAGGAGUGUCUUGGAAAAACAGGAAAGAGUUGGUGUCUACUCAUAUUCUUUUUCAUCGUCUUCUAUAUAUGCCUCGGUGGAUUCUUUGCCGUAAAUAUACUUGCCUUUCAGUCCACCCUUAAUGAACUAGAGCCGAAAUAUUACGGAAAAACAAGCAUUCUUGGGGGAACUCCAGGAAUGGGCUUCAGACCGCAACCGGACACUGAAGCAGUAUUGAUACACUUCUCUGUCAGUAGCAACAAAACACACAGUCAAUAUGUGAAAGCACUGGACACAUUUCUAGAAGCCUAUCAGCCAGUGGCACAACAAGGACCCCACUUUAUCACAUGCGACAAGUCUAUGGGGGCCCCCGCUGACAGAGUUUGCAAGUUUCCAAUACCAAAACUUCCAGGAUGCGAGAGAGAAAACAGCUACGGCUUCAAAGAUGGCAAGCCAUGCGUGAUUCUGACACUGAACAAGAUAUUUGCAUGGAUACCCGAGCUCCAUGACAGCAUAAGUAUAGCAGCAGCAAACGCACCAGAUGAGCUACUACAGCGAUUCAGGGAGGGUUCGAUAGGAGUUUCCUGCAACGGAAGGGAGGAGAUGGAUGUCCAGCAUAUAGGCCAAGUCGAGUACGCGUCCGCAUCCGGCUUUUCGGCGGAGUACUACCCAUAUUGGAACCAGGACGGUUACAUACAGCCCUUCGUUUUUGCGCGUUUUAAAAAUUUGAAACGCGAUGUCGCAGUCAACAUCGAGUGUAAAGCCUGGGCGAGGAACAUACACAUGGAUAGUAGAAAUCGGAAAGGCAUCGUUAGCUUCGCAAUUAUGGUCGACAACUAGAGCGUGACUGGUGGCGCCAGCUGGCGUCUCUGAGCAUGGUUCACGCGCAUUCAAUAGCUAAUUAACUAAAAAUCACGUAGCCGUUUCGAUUUUAAGGAAUUUCGUUAAUAAAAUUCGUUAAUUCAAAACGUCGUAUGUCGUUAUAGUUGUGGACACGUUACUCUCCACAUCGUGCAUAUUAAUACUUGGUUAUAUACCAAGUACCAGUAUUACCAGUAUUAACUAUAAUACGACCUCGCUUUUAUAUAUAAACAAGUUUCCUUGAUCAGUAAACGGCAAUACUCAUUGUAAAAUUUUUGAAAAUAAGUGAGUAGGCAAAUUCUUACAUUGUAGCCUUUUUUAUCGAUUUUGCAUUUCAGGUAUAUAUAAGCUAUACCUAUAUAUGAGGAUUCAUUUCAUUGCACGCGGAACUUUUAAUAAAUAAACAUAAGUUAA
This is a messenger RNA of Priapulus caudatus, 1402 nucleotides long. Its product is annotated as sodium/potassium-transporting ATPase subunit beta-like. The coding region runs from base 86 to 967 and encodes 293 amino acids. Gene Ontology annotation, molecular function: ATPase activator activity. Lineage: Eukaryota; Metazoa; Priapulida; Priapulimorpha; Priapulimorphida; Priapulidae. Gene Ontology annotation, cellular component: sodium:potassium-exchanging ATPase complex. The record is from RefSeq and is a predicted model, not a curated record. The transcript is spliced from 6 exons. Gene Ontology annotation, biological process: intracellular sodium ion homeostasis; intracellular potassium ion homeostasis; potassium ion import across plasma membrane.